Messenger RNA from Chiroxiphia lanceolata (lance-tailed manakin), 4049 nucleotides. It is a transcript of the gene GHR, whose product is annotated as growth hormone receptor. Gene Ontology annotation, cellular component: growth hormone receptor complex; membrane; cytosol. NCBI's taxonomy places the organism in Eukaryota, Metazoa, Chordata, Aves, Passeriformes, Pipridae. Gene Ontology annotation, biological process: growth hormone receptor signaling pathway; positive regulation of peptidyl-tyrosine phosphorylation; positive regulation of receptor signaling pathway via JAK-STAT. The coding region runs from base 409 to 2241 and encodes 610 amino acids. The record is from RefSeq and is a predicted model, not a curated record. Gene Ontology annotation, molecular function: growth factor binding; peptide hormone binding; cytokine binding. The transcript is spliced from 11 exons.
GGUCAGACAGACAGAGACCAACUUCGGUCAGGAACCCUUGAACCCAUGUAAACAUGCCACAGAGCCCGAGGUGAUAUACUUUACCCCUUUCAAGACUUUUACUUCAGGUCCAGCAGCACUCCAGCAUUGCUGUGCAGCUUCUGAACGGGAACCACUUUCCAUCUGUCAGGCCCCAAGCGGGUGCAGGAACAGAUGCAUGGCUCCCUGGCUGCCACAGGAAAUACGCCGUUGGUCUUGCCUGGAGCUGCGUAGUAAAGGCAGGAUCAUCAGGUCAUGGCAUACCUUUAGUAAGUCCUGCUGCUUCCGACAACUGGUGCUGGGAUGGCUGGAGAAGGUCACGGAUUACAGUUGAGCUGAGGGAGGCGUGAAGCAUCAUCCAUCCCCUGCUGACAUUUGAGAAUUAGAAGUAUGGAUCUUUGGCAUUUGCUGUUUACUUUGGCACUGAUCUGUGCAAAUGACUCACUUUCUACAAGUGAUGACCUUUUGCAGUGGCCACAAAUCAGCAUUUGCAGAUCACCUGAAAUGGAGACAUUUUCAUGUUACUGGACUGAUGGAAACUUUUAUAACCUCACUGCUCCAAGAACAAUACAACUAUUGUACAUGAAAAGUAUUGAUGAGGACUGGAAAGAAUGCCCUGAUUAUAUCACAUCAGGGGAAAACAGCUGUUAUUUCAACGUGUCCUACACCUCUAUUUGGGUACCAUAUUGUGUUCGGCUUGCCAGUAAAAAUCAAGUAUUUGAUCAAAAAUGUUUCAGUGUUGAUGAAAUAGUACUACCUGAUCCCCCUGUCCACAUUAACUGGACUCUGCUAAAUACUAGUCAGACUGGGAUCCAUGCGGAUAUCCAGGUAAGAUGGGAUCCACCACCAACAGCAGAUGUUCAGAAGGGAUGGAUUACUCUGGAGUAUGAAUUGCAGUACAAAGAAGUUAAUGAGACAAAAUGGAAGGAGUUAACACCCAGGGUCUCAACAAUGGUUCCACUGUACUCUCUGAAGAUGGGAAGAGAUUAUGAGAUACGACUCAGAUCAAGACAACAAACCUCUGAAAAAUUUGGGGAGUUCAGUGAAAUCGUUUAUGUAUCUUUUUCUCAACUGGGCAGCGAAUGUGUUCGUUCUGAAGAAAUUGGGUUUCCAUGGUUCUUAAUUGUUACCUUCGGAGCAUGUGGGCUGGCUGUAACAGUGAUCUUAAUCGUGCUGUCUAAACAACCAAGGUUAAAAAUGCUUAUUUUUCCUCCUGUGCCAGUUCCAAAGAUUAAAGGGAUUGACCCAGAUCUGUUGAAGAAGGGAAAGCUAGAUGAAGUGAACUCCAUCUUAGCCAGCCAUGGUGACUACAAGACAAAGCUAUACAAUGAUGACUUGUGGGUUGAGUUUAUUGAGUUGGACAUAGAAGACCCUGAUGAAAAGAACAGAGUCUCAGAUACUGACAGGCUCCUGAGUGAAGAUCACCUGAAAUCUCACAGUUGCUUGGGAGCAAAGGAUGAUGAUUCUGGACGGGCCAGUUGUUGUGAACCAGAUAUUCCAGAGACAGACUUCAGUGCAAGCGACACAUGUGAUGCCAUCUCUGAUAGUGAUCAGUUCAAAAAGGUUACUGAUAAAGAAGAGGAUCUCCUGUGCCUUGAUAGAAAAGAUGAGGAGGAGUCACUUGCAAGCCUUGCCAACACAGACACCCAACACCGGCAUAUGAAUGCUCAGUCUGAAAACAUCCAGCUGUGGCCACCCUUUGCAGACAGCACUGACUCACUUCGUCCAUCGGUCCAUCCCCAGAUAAGUAACCAUAAUUCACUGACAAACACUGACUUUUAUGCGCAAGUGAGUGAUAUUACUCCAGCAGGCAGGGUUGUACUUUCACCAGGACAGAAAUCCAAGGUGGGGAGAGCACAGCGUGAAGGUUGCACAGAACAAAACUUCACCAUCGACAACACCUAUUUCUGUGAAGCAGAUGUGAAAAAAUGUAUUGCUGUGACUUCCCACGAAGAGGAUGAGCCACACGUUCAGGAACAAAGCUGUAACGAAGAUGCCUACUUCACCACAGAGAGCCUUACCACUACUGGUGUCAAUCUUGGAGCUUCAACAGCAGAAACCCCAAUUUCAGAGAUGCCAGUCCCAGACUACACGUCUAUUCAUAUCGUUCACUCUCCACAAGGCCUUGUGCUCAAUGCAACUGCGUUGCCAGUGCCAGACAAGGAAUUCAACAUGUCCUCUGGUUACGUGAGCACAGACCAGCUGAACAAAAUCAUGCCGUAGCUCUUAUUUUGACUGUGUGCAGUAUUUCACAGCAGAGAGUCAGUUUGGGCUUGUAUGCUGAAACCAAAAUGAAGUCUAAAAGUUUCUUGUGGUUCCUAUAAUUGUAUCUGAAAUGUUGCAACAUGAAAUAUACAUCAAAAUAUUCCUAUCGUGUUUUGUAAAUAUUAUCUAUGAAUUUGUCUUAAGGCUGUUUUGUCUUGUUCUUGUGGUUGUUGAUUUUUGUGAUACUAAACAUUGAAAUUACUAUGUUUAAUAUACAGUGCAUUUUGAUAAAGCUAAAAAUCAGGUGAUUUAAAGUCUAAGAAUUUAGAAAAAAAGUGCUGUUGGCAGAGAUCUUUAUAUCAAUAAUUGGGAAUUGAUCAUAUAUAGGUGAAAACCAGAAGUAGCUCGACUAAAUAACACAUCUAUUUUGAUUUAUAUAAAUUAAUAAAAUAUAUUUUAAUAUCUUAGUCAUAAACCCAUAAAUAUUUUCUACUACCCUGCACACUGUAGUUCAAUUAUGAUGGCCCACUUAAGGAAUGUAAUUGUUGCAGUCUUAAAAAGGAGUUUUCUGUUUUAUAAAAGUUUUGUUCGCAACUAAAAGAAAAAAAAUUUUUUACAGAGCCAUUUUAUACCUCCAAAGAAACCUGUAGAGAAAUUUUGAAAUAUUGUAGAAACUUAAAGGAACAGAUUCUAUCACUUUCUAAUGGUAGCUACUAUAGAAAUAUACAUGCAAUUUAAAGUUCUGUAUAAAACUUUAAAAUAUACAAAAUAUUUGGACAAAUUAUUCUGUUCUUCAUCAGAUUCUAGCUAAUGCUAAUAAAAAUAUACUUUUUAUAAACAAAAUUUUGUUGACCACAGUAUUAAACACUGUGCAACUAUACUUUCACUGAACAUUUUUGAGAAUACGUGAAUAAGCUCUGGUGACUUAGCAGCAUAGUUUCUGCAUGUUUAACCAACUUCUGAAGCCUUUCUACAGCCAAAGGUAUCACUACAUUUAUUAAUUUGUACCACAUAAAGUCUUGAUUAAAAAAAAAAUAAAUUAAGGGCUUCAGCAGUUAGCCAGCAGUUCAUUUUUAAAGCUAAAACAGGAUUAAAAUACUUUAGUGGAACAAGGGGAUUAAGUGCAGUAUUGCUCAAACAAGAUUUUCAUUUCUGCAGCCUAACAGCAUCUCCUCUGACUGCAUUAGGCAGACUUUCAGAAGGAAGGGAGAGGAAGCUGAAACUUGUCAGGAAAGCUUCUCUCUUUGUUAAGAACCUGAUGGAGCUUUUUGUUGUUUCAGGAGUUACCCUCCUAGGCCAUGGUUUCAUCACAGCAGGGUUCUUCUUAGAAAGCAGAUAGGGACAUUCAUUUCAGAAGUGUUUGAUGUGCAGCAAAUGCAGGUCUUGCUUAUGAUGUCUCCAGCUGAACUCACUGAUGCUCUUUCUGUGACCAAGUGCUACAGGACUGGGCCCAACUACUGGGUGAGUUUUUUAAGUUUAGCACGUACUUUAUGGUAAAUGUGCAUUAGAUAUUCUGCUAAUUUGCUGCUAUAUUUUUCUAACAGCUACAUUAUUUAGUUUCAUAUAAAAUUUCAUAGAUGGUAGACACUAAUGCAAGUAAUGCCUCUGUGUUUGUUUGAAAGAAGUUUCUUACUCUGUUUCUAUUGCCAAAAAUAGUUAAAUACCUCAGUCAAACUCAGAAUGUCAUUUUGGUACUUUACUGGUCACACAAGCCAUGAUAUGCAGGUCAGAAGAUGUGUCUUUCAAUUUCUAUUUAACUUUCCUUAUGUUAGUGUUUUGUUGUUUUCUCGAAGUUUAAUAAAUGUAUUGUCUUUGAUCUAUCUGGA